AUGGUAUCGUUUUGCUCACAAUCAAGUCACCGACUAACAGAAGAACUCGUGCAGAGACCUCGUCCACCUCUCAAGGUUCUAAACAUCUCCCUCUUUGCGCCCAAGGCCACAGGGCAAGACAAGCAAGCCCCCUCAGCCACGUGGUUGCGAGAGCAGCAGGUCGGCAGCGCCAGCGACGGCAACAAUCCCAAGGCAAAACGAGCACCGUUGACACGGAAGAACUUGGCUCUAUUCAACAAAAUGGCCGAAAAGAAAGAUACCGGCAAGUCAGCGCUGUCUGCUUCCCCAGAUCCGACCAGAAGAACCAGAACAACCACUAUUUCAACAACAGCACCUGGCUUUUCUUCUCGAGCCCGAGACAACGGGAUUCUCAAUCCACGUAAUUGCAAAGCUCCCACGAAUCUUGACAAUCUACGUGAACAGUAUGCCGAAUCUCGAUAUUCAGCUUCGCCUACUGAGUCAGCUUUCAAGGAUUAUAUUGACGAGGUUGAGGAUGCUCCUAAUGAAGCAACGAUGGUUGAAGUGGGCGGGCAACUUCUGAAAAAAUAUCCAAGGGAUGGUUAUAAACGCGUUCUCAACCAGGCCUUUACAGGCUUUCCAAAGAACGUUGGUUUCAACAAUGGUCUGUCUGCUCCGCAGCCUGAUUAUGCUCAAGGUCUUGAGAAGGACAAAUUCCGUCCGUUCCCAAUCUACCAGAUCGAUGGGGCUAUUAUCUAUAAAGAUGAUCCUGACUCUUUAACCUUACCGCAUUUAGCUGGAGAGUGGAAAGGACCAGGAAAGGAUAUGAGAGAAGCUAGGCUGCAAAGCGCUUAUGACGGGGCUUCUCUUGUCUAUGCGCGAAAUAAGGCUCUUUCUUAUCUCGGAACACCUGAUCCUCCUGGGUAUGCUCAAAUUACGACUUUUACCACAGAUGGCACAAACCUCAAUUUGUUUGCACACUAUGCCAGGCCAUCUUCCAUAGAUGGUAGGCUGGAAUACCAUCAGUACCCUAUCAACUCGACACUUCUUACCAAUUCUUACCAGGAGUUCAAGACUGGCCGAAAAGAGCUCCGGAAUGCACAGGACUAUGCAAAGAACCAGUGCUACAACUUGAGGGACCAGCUGAAUGACUAUUGGCAGAAGCAGCAGCAUUGUGAUGCUCUCCAAGCCAUCGCUGAAGGAGCUUCUCGGCCUGGGCUGUGCAGGGAGUAG
This is a messenger RNA of Cryphonectria parasitica EP155, 1191 nucleotides long. RefSeq lists its product as uncharacterized. The record is from RefSeq and is a predicted model, not a curated record. The transcript has a single exon. The coding region runs from base 1 to 1191 and encodes 396 amino acids. NCBI's taxonomy places the organism in Eukaryota, Fungi, Ascomycota, Sordariomycetes, Diaporthales, Cryphonectriaceae.